Molecule: messenger RNA, 3816 nt
Organism: Aspergillus wentii DTO 134E9
Lineage: Eukaryota; Fungi; Ascomycota; Eurotiomycetes; Eurotiales; Aspergillaceae
Product: GTPase-activating protein BUD2
Exons: 2
Coding region: 1-3816 (1271 amino acids)
Biological process (GO): regulation of GTPase activity
Source: RefSeq, a predicted model, not a curated record
AUGGAGUCGGAAAAUUCAAAUGGCUUCAACAAGCGGAACUCGAGCGCCCACCAGGGGUUCUAUAGUCGUCCAGUAGAGCGACGAGCCAGCAAGAAAUCGUCGUCCAAGGACCGUCAUGGGAUGGUAUAUCCUGACAAUUUUAGGGACACGGGCAUCCGCACGGUCACGCCGGAUUCCACCUCCGAUACUGGCAACCAUUCUCCCUUGUCAUCCGAAGCGGAGCAUCGUUCUGGAAGUGGAGCUCCCUCCCCUCGCGCUCCUGUUUCGACAAGAACCACCGAGAGUGAUCGCCGCCGCGACGUUCACCCUUACUAUUCUGCAGGGGAUGAAGAUGAGGCCCAAGUGGAGUUGAAGAGUCAACGGGCGCGAUCACAGACUACAAACUUUGACGAACAGCGAAGCGAAAUAUCUCCGAAUUCCCUCUUCUCCAGAUCUCGAAACCGUUUAGGCUCCAUCAACACCACCAGUCCUCAACCCAAGGUCCCCGAAGAUUCCCUCAGCUCGAUCGGAUUCCCAUCCAUUCAAUCGCCCACCUAUUUCAGUCAAACAAUCGCCCGACACCGCUUAAGCAAACAACCCCCGAGCAUAUCUGGCCUGGCGACCGGGUUGGCAGCCAGUCAGGCCUCACUGCCAUCCCCUCUCACGAAUGCCGAUUCGUCCAAGAUCCUACAAUUGAUGAAAACGACUUGCGGGCGGAUGCAUGGGAUCCUUUCAUUUCGGACCGCCUCUUCAACGUCUUGGACUUCGGGAUACUGCGCCAUCAACGUGGCCACGGGAAGUUUGAUAUAUCAGGCUAAAGGGGAACCUGCGCUGGCCAAGACUCUGAUUCCUGACCUGCGUGGUUGCCGGGUUCGAACUCUGUUUGACCAGGAGCUGCAGACCACAUACCUAAGCGUUUCUACAUUUACCUCGGGCCUUGGCAUCCAAUUGAGGCCCCAUGUUAGUGAGACUUUUGAUUCGUGGCUUGCUGCUCUCCUCUGCUGGCAACCGAUCCGACCCAAGGGGGUACAAAAUAAAAUGACCAAGCCCCAGACCGUGGCCAUUGGGGAUCGCCGCCUCGCCGAACGUCGGCGAAAUUCCGAAAGUACCGUACAGAAGGAUGCUACUAUCAUCAAGGUUGGGAAAAUGCUCAUGUGGGACAAACCAAGCGCGUCCGGAGCACGGCCCUCGUCUGGCCGUCGUAUAUCGACGUACCGACAACAGAGGGCGCUUUCCUCCUCCUGGCAGAAGGUGAGCUGCACACUGCAGGAGAAUGGCCAUUUCAAUCUCUACACCGACCCAGACACCACCCUCGUCACUUGUGUCCAAUUAUCCCAGUUAUCCCGCUGUGCCGUGCAGCAGCUCAACUCGUCCGUUUUGGAGGAUGAAUUUUGCAUUGUUAUAUAUCCACAGUACGCAGCACAUUCGAUCUCUGAAGCCCUAUCACGCCCGAUAUAUCUCGCCCUAGAAAGUCGAGUUCUUUUUGAGGUAUGGUUCGUGCUUUUGCGUGCUUUCACUAUUCCGGAACUGUACGGUCCUGCGUCAUCGAUUGAACACGACCCGAAAAAAUUGCGAGUACCGGAGAAUACAACCACUACACCUACAGCAGACAUGUUCAGAAUUGAACGAAUACUUACAGUGAGGGUGACGGAAGCAAAGCUAUUCCGCAAUAAAGAAGAUGAAACUCCCAGAAGCAGAAAGCCAUCUAGAUCUCAUAGUCAUACUUCGCCGACCUCCGCCGUGAGUGACUAUUAUACGGAAGUCGUUCUAGACGGAGAAGUUCGAGCCAAGACUGCCGUUAAAUACCGCACCGCGAAUCCCUUUUGGCGGGAAGAUUUCACGUUCAGCGACCUACCGCCAGUUCUAUCACAGGUUUCAAUAUUUGUCAAGACACUCAAUCCAUCUCAGAAGGACUGGACGCUUAUUGCUCAUGGGUCGUACGCCUUGAACCGAGAUGCCAACCCUACGAGCGUGUUGAACGAUGUUGAGCUAUCCUCUACCGAUACCAUACACGGACGUGUCGAUCUGCGAUUGGAUGAUCUGCAACCGGGCGUGGAAACUGAGAAAUGGUGGCCUAUUGUGGACGACAGAGAUCAAUCAGUAGGCGAGAUGCUGAUGAGGGCAAGGAUGGAUGAGACUGUCGUCUUGAUGUCCGAUGAAUACAAGCCAAUGUCCGAGCUCCUUCAUUCCUUUACGAACGGCCUCACUAUACAAAUGGCCCACAUUAUGUCGUCAGAACUGAAUCAGCUGUCCGAAACCCUUCUCAACAUCUAUCAAGUCUCGGGCCAGGCAGUCGAAUGGAUUUCGGCGUUGGUCGAAGAUGAAAUAGACGGGGUCCACAAGGAAUCGACGGUCAACAGGCUUAGGUAUACCACACGGAUACAUUCGAACGAUGCCAGAGAAACUGGGCAAGAUAGGGAGGUUCUUGUGAGAGACUUAGGGCGGACUGCCACUGUGGAGGCCAAUCUGCUUUUUAGAGGGAAUUCCCUUCUGACCAAGGCUCUUGACUUGCACAUGCGCCGGCUUGGAAAGGAAUACCUCGAGGAGACAAUUGGAGACCGGUUACGGGAUAUUGACGUGGAUGAUCCGGAGUGUGAGGUCGACCCGUCUCGAGUGCAGCGCCCGGAUGAUCUCGAGCGUAACUGGAGAACCCUAAUCAACCGUACUACGGAUGUUUGGAAAUCCAUCGCCAAUUCCGCAUCUCGAUGUCCGGCUGAGCUGCGACUUAUAUUCCGACACAUUAGAGCCUGUGCGGAUGAUCGUUAUGGUGAUUUCCUCCGGUCUGUGACAUACAGCAGUGUUUCUGGUUUCCUGUUCCUGCGGUUCUUCUGUCCAGCCAUCCUCAACCCGAAGCUCUUUGGAUUGCUGAAAGAUCAUCCCCGUCCUCGUGCCCAGCGUACCUUGACCUUGAUAGCUAAGGCCUUGCAAGGAUUGGCCAACAUGACAACUUUCGGCAGUAAAGAGCCUUGGAUGGAACCGAUGAAUAAGUUUCUGGUUGGAAACCGUAUCGAGUUCAAACAGUUUGUUGAUUCAAUCUGUGCGAUUCCCGCAGAUCGGCCAACACCGAUUGUCACGCCAUCGUAUGCCACGCCGAUUCAAAUUCUCAACCGAUUGCCUCCUACCUCACGCGAAGGAUUCCCGAGUCUUCCUUUCUUGCUCGACCUUGCAAGAAGUUUCGCAAACCUGAUCAGAAUAUGGCUCGAGGUUGCGCCAGAAAGGCUGUCUGAGCUGGAAGAUGUCGAUCGAGUGCUUCUGAAAUUCCAUGAUGUAGCGCUUCGUCUCCACCAGCGGACCAAAGAAUGCCUGACCAGGGCUGAACAAGCUGAGCGGCCAAAUGGAAAUCUCGAGAUCAAGUGGGAGGAAUUGGUGGAUUCGAUGGAGCGGUCCGCAACCUUUUAUGAUGAGACCCCCAGUAAACCUGGAACCCCGGCAGCUACCGAGACAGUCACCGCAGGGUCAGCGUCUGUCACGGCGAACCAUCGGAAUUCCAUCGGUUACUUUGCUUCGAGGCCGUCUUUCCCCCGCCGGUCCACCGACUGCGGCGCUGACGGCGACGAAGAUACUCCCCCAAGCUCCUCAUCGGCGAACUGGGAACAGAACCGGGUACCCUUCUCCAUACCCCGGUGGUCUGAUACACGAGACAGCACCGGUAGCUCCAAAAACUCUUCGACAUACUCCCUUGAAUAUUCCGAUAACUCGAAAAGCAACCGCAGAUCAAGCAUUACUAGAGAGAGCUCGAGCAAGUACCGAUUAUUCGAUACAUUCGGAGCAUCGAGGCGCAAAGCCAAAGACCGUGAUCAUCAGCAUUCGCGCGAGGAAUUACGGAACGAACCUUGA